AUGGUGUCACGACUUUCGAGCAUCGCCUUCUGGGCUGUUGCUCUUUGCUUCUUGUGUCUUGCAACCCUGAGCAGUGCUGAUAAGCUUCGUCACCCUCACGCCGACCACUAUCGCAUCCAGCGCCGUUCCGUCAUCACCAAGGCUCCAGAAUGGACAAAGAAGAUUACCAUGAGCCCGGGUCAUCAGAACCCUGCCAAGGCCCCCCCAAACCCCACCGAAGAUCUCGAGCUCUCUGAGGACUCUGCCACCAGUCUUGACCAAUACUACAAGGAUGCUCAGAAUGCUACUGAGUCUUCUGCCGGCGUCACCCCCAACAAGUCUGGUCUCUCGCGCCGCUCGCUCGAGAGGCGUGGCAGUGGCCCCACGUACUGCAAAGACGCACCUUGCCCCGACGACAGCUGCUGUGGUCCCGAGGGUAUCUGCGGUUACGGACCCGACUACUGUGGCAAGGGAUGUUCUUCCAACUGUGACGCUAAGGCUAUGUGUGGAGAGUACAGUGAGGAAGGUGAAAUGCCUUGCGGCAUGAACCUCUGCUGUUCUACCUCUGGCUGGUGUGGUACCACUGAAGUCUUCUGUGAUAAUGCCGACCCCAUCCACAAGACCCUCCCCUGCCAAGCCGGCUACGGAUCCUGUAACAUAGCCUCCUCUCCCUCCUGCGCAAAGGGUGGUGGUAGCACCAACGGUCGAACCAUUGGCUACUACCAAUCUUGGAAUGUGCGUACACGUAAAUGUGACACCAAGACCCCCAAGCAGCUCGACACAACAGGCUUCACCCAUCUUUUCUACUCCUUUGCCUUUAUCGACCCUACCAGCUUCAAGGUCACCCCCGCCCACAACGACGAUGCCAAGCAGAUGCGUGAAUUCACCGACCUCUCCAAGGGCGGUAAGCUCAAGACUUGGAUCGCUAUCGGCGGUUUCGAUAUGAGUAAUGAGGAGGCCCCUACGCAUACUACAUGGAGUGAUAUGGUGUCCACCAAGGCCAAUCGAGCGGCUUUUAUCGAGUCGGUUCGUGACUACAUGGAUGAGUAUGGCUUCACUGGUGUCGAUCUUGACUGGGAGUACCCCGGUGAGCCUAAACGUGGCGGUCGCAAGCUGGCUGAUACUCGCAACUUUUCCAUGCUCCUCCGUGAGAUGCGUGCCGCCUAUGGUGCCAAGUAUGGUAUUAGCUUGACUUUGGCUCCUGAUUAUUGGUAUCUUCGCUGGUUCGACGCCAAGGCUAUGGAGCCUUAUGUCGACUUUUUCGGGUUUAUGGCUUAUGAUCUCCACGGUUCUUGGGACUCCGAUGUCAGAACUCUCGGCAAGAUUAUUCGUGGCCAGGCUGAUAUCCGAGAGAUCGGUAACAACACUAUUCCCCUUUGGUUCGACGGCCUGGACCCUAAAAAGAUCAACUUUGGUCUGGCUAUGUACGGUCGUGGUUACACUGUCGCAGACAAGAGCUGCAAUGCUCUUGGGUGUAGCUUUGCCGGACCUAGCAAGAAGGGAGAAUGCACUGACUCUGAUGGUGUCAUGUCCCUUGGCGAGAUCAAGAACCUUAUCAAGAACAAGGGUGUCAAGUCUACGUACCUGAAGGAUGCUAUGAUGAAGCAGAUCGCUUGGGACGAUCAAUGGAUCGGAUAUGACGACGAGGAGACCUUUGCAGACAAGAAGGCUUGGGCUGAUGGUUACUGUUUCGGAGGUACCAUGAUCUGGAGUAUCGACUUCCAAGCCAGCGGCAGUUCCUCUGGCGGCAGCGGUGGUAGCGGAGGUGGUAGUGUACCAGCUCUCCCCGCCGAAUUGCCCGGUAUUCCCGAGUCUCUGAAGGGCAAGCGUCUACCAGAAUGUGUAGGCGGCCAACUGUACGAGAACGUCAAGGACAAGGCCAAGCUUUGGUACGACUCUGGUGCCGAGCAGUGGGUUGACGAGUACAUCAACUCCAAGAAGGACCACACACUGUGGGCUCGCGACCUCUAUCUCGCUCUCUUCCCCAAGGCAGAUCAGACAUCUUUCCUCUGCAACGAACCCGGAGCGCAAUGCAAGCACAGCAAGGAGUGCAGUGACUUCAACGACAUUGGUCUUGGUGGACUUUACUACAUGUUCCAGUCGAUUGAGAACUCGUUCAACUACUUCGACCAGUUCUAUACACGUUACACUGACGAGAUGUCCUUCGUGAUCGAUAACGUCGCCAACAUCCGAACAGGCCUCAACAUCCCCAGCGGCGCCCCCAAAGCAUCCCUCGACAUGUACAGCAUCCUCGGUGCAGCUUUCAGCAUCGUCAGCGCUGCCGGUACAGCCGCACCCGCGAUUGGAGGUCCCACAGCUGGCCUCAGUGGUCUCAUGUACCUGCUCUCUGGCACAGCAUCCAGCGAUGUCUCGCCCAAUGAUGCCGUUGAGGCCAAGGAUUCGGCUACCAAGCUCAUGAUCAAGGUCAGAGAUGAUGGUCGUGCUGUCAUCGAAGACAUCAUUGGUGGCAUGUUUGGUAGAAAGGGCACACCUCAGAGCAAGAUCCCCGAGCCUAUGCUUGUUGGAGACGCCAAGUAUAAGAACCCUUGUGUUCGAGUGUUUGGAUGGGGAGCUUGGGUCAAGGAUGAUGCUCUUGAGGGUCUUAAGGACAUGAUUCACACUAUGAGAGGCAACAUGGACAAGGCCUUACUGUGGCAGAUGGCCAGGAACUGGCGCGGCCUCUACGUUGUCGUCCGCGAUGACCUUCCUCAAUCCAAGUGCACCAACCCCAACAACGCCUGGGAAGCCGAAAAGAGCCGCUGCCUCGACGUCCUCGCCUGGUACCCCAAGAAGGUCAGCCAGACCCUUGGUGGCAACACGGACAUCUACUUCGCCUGGGACACCUGGGGCAUGGACAAGCUGGCCACGCUCCGCAACGCCGUCAACUGCUGGGAGAACAACGGCGGCCACGUCGGUGAGCCCAAGACGGAUAUUGGUACCCUCAAGAGCAGCAACCCUUACGACCUUCACUGCUUCUUCUCCAUGCCCGUUCUCAAGGGUAACUACAGUGACGUCUCCAAGGGAUCGAUCUGGAUGGCGGGUAACUUCCCUGGCCAGGAGAACGAGCUCGGUAAGCUUUGGCCCAAGUCCAAGUGCGAGCAGGGCAACAGGGAUCUCAAGCAGAAUCCCUUCAACACCAAGAAGAUGUACGAUUGUGCCAGCAUUGAUCUUACUAAGGAUCUUAUGUAA
Molecule: messenger RNA, 3168 nt
Organism: Fusarium sp. VM40
Lineage: Eukaryota; Fungi; Ascomycota; Sordariomycetes; Hypocreales; Nectriaceae
Source: the annotation of a GenBank genome assembly